AUGUCUUCAUCAGAUUCGUCCCAGCAUGACCCUUCGCCCACCACUACAAGGCUCUCCAGCUAUGCAGUCACAGCUCCCCAAGAGCACCUCACAUCGGCGCGCGCCAAUGCACCCUCUGCGUCGGGAACCCCACUAUCGGAGAGGAAGAAAGGCAGGCCAUCCAAAGCAAAGGCAGGUGAACAACUCUCAUCAAAGUCCUUCUUGACUCCGCAGCUGCGAGGACCCAUUAUGUCAGAAUCGGAACUCGACAAGAAGCGGAACAAACUGGGCUAUCAGAGGAUUUCAAUCGCAUGUGCACAUUGCCGUCGCCGCAAGAUCAGAUGCUUGCUUUCAGAAGAUGAUUCUGAGCCGAGAUGUCAAAAUUGCAUACGCCUGAAGAAGGAAUGCGUCUUCUACCCUGUCGACCAGCAGAACGCUCUCGAUGCCCGGUCAGACGCAUCGAGUAGGACCGGGGAGCCAUCAGCACCUUCUUCAGCAGCAUCGACGUCCCCAUCUCACCCUAGCAUUCGAUCGUUUGAUCAGCAGAGUCAUCAGUUCGGUGGUGGCUAUCACCACGCCCCCUCCGAUGCUGCCGGGGGCUACGGCAUUCCCAUCUCCCCAAUCCCGGCGUUACCAUCUCAAGGUGGCUAUGUACCACAAAGUUAUGGCUAUUUACCGCAAAGGGAGCCGCCGACGGCAUGGAACAGCCACCAACAGCAAUUGAGCUCCCAUAACCAGUUGACGCCGGUCAGCACUACGAGCAGUAUAGCCCCUCCUUUCACCAGGUACGAGACGUCCAACAAUGCCGUCGAUACUGCGCCCUUUCCUGGUUCCUCAGAUCAGCAGCCUCCCGCUAUCUCCCACCACUCCACAGGCUACAGCUACACUCCCGAGCCGAUGCAGCAACAAUGGCAGCCGCCGCAACAGCACAAUGUACAGCAACCUGUUCACAGAUCGAUAUCGUACCCCGACUAUUCGAGCCAGAAUCCAUACCCACAAGGGUUUCCUUCGACGCAUCAACAACCGUCCGCUUUCAUGCAACACGCUGCUGUUCAGCCGCACCAAAGCGGUCCGCGAGCUAUAGGUCUACCAUCUCAAGCGCUGCCACCUACAGGUCACCAGUAUGCCUAUCAGAUGCCACCUGACCAGAGGAGCUCAAGCAUUCCGGCUAUGGCUGCUUAUCAACCCCCAGCGACACAGAUGCAGCAAGACUGGUAUCCCGAAGGUGCGUAUGGACCGGGUGGUUCGAACGCUCGCGGACACGACCUGAACCCACACGGUGGCUACGCGAGACGUCCCACCUAG
This is a messenger RNA of Fulvia fulva, 1284 nucleotides long. RefSeq lists its product as uncharacterized. The transcript has 3 exons. Gene Ontology annotation, molecular function: DNA-binding transcription factor activity, RNA polymerase II-specific; zinc ion binding. The coding region runs from base 1 to 1284 and encodes 427 amino acids. Lineage: Eukaryota; Fungi; Ascomycota; Dothideomycetes; Mycosphaerellales; Mycosphaerellaceae. The record is from RefSeq and is a predicted model, not a curated record. Gene Ontology annotation, biological process: regulation of DNA-templated transcription.